Molecule: messenger RNA, 7626 nt
Organism: Daphnia pulex (common water flea)
Lineage: Eukaryota; Metazoa; Arthropoda; Branchiopoda; Diplostraca; Daphniidae
Gene: PlexA
Product: plexin-A4-like
Exons: 15
Coding region: 401-6352 (1983 amino acids)
Biological process (GO): motor neuron axon guidance; sensory neuron axon guidance; negative regulation of cell adhesion
Cellular component (GO): semaphorin receptor complex
Molecular function (GO): protein binding; semaphorin receptor activity
Source: RefSeq, a predicted model, not a curated record
UCAGUUGCUGUUCGAGUGUGCGACCCGUUAGUAGAGAGUGAGAAGCGCAUAGCGUCACCUCACCCCCAGCCCUCGACCGAAGACUUGGUGUGUGUGUGUGUGUGUGGCUUUAUAGCACUAGUGUAUGUGCAAAAGUGUGUGUGUGUGUUUUCUCUACUCAAAAAAGAGUUGUGUGUGUGUAGAGUUCUCCACCCUUGGUUUUAUUGUAUAACGUCGUCCAAGGGCUUGCAACAAACCCCACAAAAAAGAAGAGAAAACUCGUGUGUGUGUGUGUGCCGUCUCCAGUUGUUGGCAGACUUUUAUUUGAGACGCAGGCGGCCAUUGUGUGUGAUUUCGUGUUUGAAAAAGAUUUUGGUGCUGCUGUGAUGACUGGGUCGUCUAGACGCAACUAAAGUGCAUCAUGGCCAGUGCAAAACAAAAGUGUCCGGCAUCAUCAUCAUCAUCGGUCUGGCCGCUGCUUCACCUUUGGCUGCUGUGCGCCUCAGUGGGCGGAUUGGCCUCGGCCGCCGGCCCGAUCGUGGCCACUUUCAGCGAACCGACGGGCAAUGGCGGCCACCGGCUCCAGCAUCUCGUCGUCGACAAGCACAGCGCCCUCGUCUACAUCGGCGGAGUCAACCGACUCUACCAGCUCUCACCUGAGCUCGAACGCCAGGUGACGGUCGAGACCGGACCCAGGGAGGACAGUCCAGAAUGCCCGGCCGUCGACUGUCUCGGCUCGGUCGUCAAACGACUCACCGACAACGUCAACAAGGCCCUCGUCAUUGAUUACACCGACACUCGACUCAUUGCCUGUGGCACUUUAUACCAAGGCAUUUGCAGCGUCAGAAAUUUGAAAAACAUCAGCGAAGAAUUGAUGGAAGUGAGGGAACCGGUGGUGGCCAACAAUUCAACGGCCACGACGGUGGUUUUCAUUGCUCCCGGGCCGCCCAAUCCGCCCAGCACUCACGUCCUCUACGUCGGUGUGACGUACACGGGCAAUUCGCCGUACAGGUCGGAAGUGCCGGCCGUCUCUUCUCGUUCGCUGGCCCGUCACGAAAUGUUCCAGAUCGCCAAGAUGGAGGUGACGACGGGCACGCGCAUUUCCGUCAAUUCCUUGUCGCGGGACCGCUACCCCAUCCACUACGUUUACGGAUUCUCGUCGGAAGGAUUUUCCUAUUUCCUGACGACGCAGAUGCGCGAAUCGACCAACAAUUCGCCGUACAUUUCCAAGUUGGUCCGCGUGUGCCAGGACGACCGCGACUACUACUCGUACACGGAGGUGCCGCUCGAGUGCGUGGCCGACAACGGCACCCGCUACAAUCUCAUCCAGGCCGCCUACGUCGACAAACCCGGGUCGGAUCUGGCGGCCGAGCUGGGCAUCCGCGCCCAGGAUGACGUCCUAUUCGCCGUUUUCGCCCAGUCUGACCCGGCCGAAGGCGGAGAAAUGAGCAACCGUCCGGCUGCCCGUUCUGCCCUGUGCGUCUACUCGUUGAAAUCCAUCCGCCGUAAAUUCAUGCACAACAUUCAAAAGUGUUUCAGCGGCGAGGGACACCGCGGACUCGAUUUCAUCUCGCCCAGCCUUCCCUGCGUCCAUACGAAAUUGCAAACGAUCGGAGAAGACUUUUGUGGUCUGGACGUCAACACACCGUUGGGCGGUGGCGAGCCGGUGAUUGAACGGCCCGUCUGCACCAUGAACAACGUCCUCCUGACGGCCGUGGCCGCCACAUCGACUGGUGAUUUCACCGUCGUCUUUCUCGGAACGUCAAAGGGACAUUUGAAAAAGGUGGUGGUGGAGAACGUCAAAGGAGAUGGAGGCGGCCGAGGAGCUUUCGAGUACGGCGACAUUACCGUCGACGAAGGCAGUCGAGUCUCAUCCGAUCUCGUCUUUGAUCCGCAGCGGAUGCACCUCUACGCCAUGACGGAGCGCAAGGUGACGAAAGUUCGGGUCCAGGAUUGCGGCAUCUAUAAAACGUGUGGCGAAUGUCUAGGAGCCAGGGAUCCCUACUGCGGUUGGUGUUCGCUGGACAACAAGUGCAGUUUGCGGAGCGAUUGCCAAGACGCGGCCAAGGAUCCGCUCUACUGGAUCUCUUACAAAAGCGGAAGAUGCACCACCAUUACUUCCGUCACGCCCAACCAGCUCCAGCGCACCACGGCUCGCACGCUCUCGUUGGUGAUCGACAAUCUGCCGACGCUGUCUGGCCAAUUCCAGUGCGCCUUUUCGGCUUUUGGCAAGACGCUGUUGACGAACGCCACCCGGACGGCCAACGGAGUCAGCUGCACCACACCUCGCACGGAUCACAUUCCGGCCAACCCUCCUGGACAACAUCAUUUCACGGCUAAACUGUCGGUGCGGAUGACGACGGGCCCGGAUUUCGUGGCCACCAAUUUCACCUUUUUCGACUGCACCACGUACACGUCGUGCACGGAAUGCGUUUCCUCGUCCUACCCGUGCGACUGGUGCGUCGACGGACAUCGGUGCACUCACGACACGGCCGAAAAUUGUCGCAACGACAUCCUCGUCACCGGCGUCAACCGAAUCGGGCCGAGCAUCCGCAGUGGGCCGGGCUUCUGUCCUCGAAUCAACGCGACGGCCAGCGUCUCGACUGAGAUCCUCGUCUCGCACGGCAUCAAGAAGAGCAUCAAAGUCAAAGUGGAGAACAUUGCCCAGUUUAUCGUCCAGACCAAUUUCGUCUGCCAGUUCAACAUCGAGGGCCGGGUCACUCACGUGCGCGCCCAGCUCCUCGGCGACAUCAUCUACUGCGACGACAUGGAGUUCACCUACUCGUCGAGGGCGCCCAACAUCACGGCCACGUUCGCCGUCAUCUGGGGCGGAUCCAAACCGCUCGACAAUCCCGACAACGUCCACGUUCUCAUCUACCGAUGCCGGGAAAUGGCCGACAAUUGCGGACUCUGCCUGGCCCUGGCCGACAAAUAUCUCUGCGGAUGGUGCCAGACUUCCGACAAGUGCGAAGUGAGGGAGCAAUGCGAUCGCAGUGGAAUCGGAGGAUCCGUUUCGGUGGCCACCGGAGCUCCUUGGCUGGAUCGAGAUCAAAUUUGUCCAAAUCCCGAGGUGAAACGUUUCGACCCACGUCUCGGCCCGUGGGAAGGCGGCACCAACGUGACGAUCGAGGGCGUCAAUCUCGGCAAGACGUUUGACGACAUUGCCGGAGGCAUCACGGUCGCCGGCAUGCCCUGUCACCCCUACGAGGAGCUCUACGUUCAAACACGACGCAUCGUCUGUCUGGUGGACAGCCCCAAGAACAGCGACACCCGACGGGGGCCCGUCAUCGUCCGAGUCUCCAAUUUUAAAGGCGAAUCGGCCGACUAUUACGAAUUUGUCAAUCCCGUCAUCGAGUCGAUCCACCCGACUCGCGGCCCGCUCUCUGGCGGCACCCAGUUGGUCAUCCGCGGACAAUUUAUGAACGCCGGCAGCUCCAUUCAGGCCGUCAUCGAUCCGUCGCUCGACUGCGCCAUCACGUCGACCAACUCGAGUCACGCCGUGUGCCGGACCAGCGCCUCCAAUCGACUCCGCAGCGGCGAACUGCAAAUGUCGUUUGACCGCGGCGUCCGCCGCUACACCCGUCAAAUGUACCAGUACGUCGAGGAUCCUACCAUCGAGUACGCCGAGUCGGGUGUUGUCAGCCAAGUUAAAGUGCCCAAGGGCGUCCCUUCGGGCGGAAUUAUCAUCUCGGUGGCCGGCAACAAUUUGGAAUACAUUCAGGAACCCAAGAUGUUUGUUCGCUACCGGGACGUGGUUCAUUCCAGCAGUUGCCAGGUGCUCUCCAAUCAGCGGAUGGAGUGCCGCUCGCCCGCCGUUCCCGUCCUGGGCCAGCAAAUUUCACCAGAGGAGCCCAUGUCUCUCGACUAUGGAUUUCUCAUGGACGACGUGCCGUCGGUCAGGAAUCUCUCGCACUCGCCCAACUACCCGAAAUUCCUGCUCUACCCCGAUCCCGUCUACGAGAAAUUCGACGAGGAAGUCAAAUAUUACAAGAGCGACUACCUCACCAUCAACGGCAUCAAUUUGGAUCGAGCCUGUCAGGAAAAUGACGUGGAGGUGACGAUCGGCACGGCCCCGUGCAACGUGACUUCACUUUCUCGCAAUCAACUGACGUGUCGUCCUCCGUCGGCCCAACCGCCGGCGACGGGCGCCAACCCGGGUGACGCCCCCGAAGUGGUGGUGGUGGUGGGCCGCAGCUUGCGCUACGUCAUCGGCAAAUUGAGCUACGAUUCGCCCAACAGUGGUGAGGGCCAGCUGCCCAAAUCGGUCAUCAUCGGCGUGACGAUCGGCUGCGGAUUGCUCAUUUUCGUCUUCAUUUGCGUCGUCAUCGCCUACCGGCGCAAGUCGACCGAGAGCUCACGAGUCCUCAAAUCCAUGCAGGAGCACAUGGAUCAGCUGGAGCUCCAGGUGGCGGCCGAGUGCAAGGAGGCCUUUGCCGAGCUCCAGACGGAGAUGACGGAUCUCACGUCCGACCUGACUUCCGGCGGAAUUCCAUUCCUCGACUAUCGCACCUACGCCAUGAAGAUCCUCUUCCCGUCGAUGGAGGAGCACACGCUGCUCCAGUGGGAGCGGCCCGACAUGCUGCGCAAGGACAAGCCCCUCAGGCUCUUUGGCCAGCUCCUCAUGAACAAGACGUUCCUGCUGCUUUUCAUCCGCACGCUAGAGAGCAACCGCUACUUUUACAUGAGGGAUCGCGUCAACGUGGCCUCGCUCAUCAUGGUGACGCUGCAGAGCAAGAUGGAGUAUUGCACCGACAUUCUCAAGACGCUGCUGGCCGAGCUGAUUGAGAAGUGCAUGGAGGGCAAGAGCCAUCCGAAAUUGCUGCUGCGCCGGACCGAGUCGGUGGCCGAGAAGAUGCUGUCGGCCUGGUUCACCUUUCUGCUGUACAAGUUCCUGCGUGAGUGCGCAGGUGAGCCUCUCUACCUCCUCUUCCGGGCCAUCAAGCACCAGGUGGACAAGGGCCCGGUGGACUGCGUCACCUCGGAGGCCCGCUACUCGCUGUCGGAGGAGAAACUGAUCCGGCAGUCGAUCGACUACAAGAUUAUGACCGUCUACGUGUCGAUUUCGCCGCAGACGAUCUACGUCAGCGGCCUGGAGGCCCACACGGACAACACGGACACGCCCGUCAAGGUCCUCGACUGCGACACGAUCGUCCAGGUCAAGGACAAGGCCCUGGACACGAUCUACCGCUCGACGCCCUACAGCCAGCGCCCGCGCAAAGAGGAUCUCGACUUGGAGUGGCGGACGGGCACGUCGGGCCGGCUGGUCCUCUACGACGAGGACUCGACCUCCAAAGUGGAGGGCGACUGGAAGAAGCUCAACACGCUGGCCCACUACCGCGUGCCGGACGGCGCCUUAUUGACGCUCAUCCCCAAACAGUCGUCCAUGUACAACCUGUCGAUCCUGUCGGACCAGCACCGCGGCGGAGGUGGCGGAGCGGCCGACAAGGGCCACCACCACAAAUACGAGACGCUCAACCUCAACCUGUCCAAGUUCAGCUCGGCCAGUCCGCCCAUGAGCCGGGCCACGUCGCCCAUGAACCACCACCACGGCGAUCGGAGUCACGGCGGUGGUGGCGGCCACGGGACCCACGACCGUGGCGGCGACCAGGAUCCCAGCGUCAAGGUGUGGCACCUGGUCCGGCACCACGACCACGACAACAGCCGCAAGGACGGCGACCAGCGGGGCAACAAAAUGGUGUCUGAGAUCUACCUGACUCGACUCUUGUCGACUAAAAUCACGUUGCAAAAGUACGUGGACGAUCUCUUCGAGACGAUCUUCAGCAUCGCCAAUCGCGGCUCGGCCCUCCCUCUGGCCAUCAAGUACAUGUUCGACUUCCUGGACGACCAGGCCCUGCAGCACGGCAUCACCGAUCCCGAGGUGGUGCACACGUGGAAGUCCAACAGCCUGCCGCUCCGCUUCUGGGUCAAUUUGAUCAAGAAUCCCAAUUUUGUUUUCGACGUUCACAAGUCCAACAUUGUCGACUCGUGUCUCUCGGUCGUCGCCCAGACGUUCAUGGACUCUUGCUCAACUUCCGACCACAGACUGGGCAAGGACUCGCCCAGCUCCAAGCUCCUCUUCGCCAAAGACAUUCCCGUCUACAAGGAAUGGGUCGAGCGAUACUACGCCGACAUCAAGACGAUGGCGGCCAUUUCGGAUCAGGACAUGAACGCCAUGCUGGCCGAAGAGUCGCGCCAGCACACGGUCGACUUCAACGUCAACUGCGCCCUGCAGGAAUUGUACAACUACGCCGACCGCUACUACGAGCAGCUCAUGAUGGCACUCGAGGAGGACGAAUUUUCGCAAAAGCAACGACUGGCCUAUCGACUGGAGCAAGUGCGAAAUCUGAUGGCAGCCGAAAUGGGCAGCCCCUGAAAAUAACAAAACAAAAGAUCCUCCUCACCACCACCACCAACCUUGAAAGAAAAACCAAAACCUCAAGAAAAAUAAUGCGUUUUUUUUCCUUUGAUUUCGCUUGACCUCCAUCUUUAUUCUUAUAUAUCUUGGCCGGAGCAGAGCGAGAUGCGCAAACAUAAAAAAAAAGAAAACAAGAGGACUAUUCCUAUAUAUCGUCUGUUUCGAUUCGAGUCAAAUUUUGUUAGCCCCCCCUCCCAACCUCCCUCACACCCCCUAUUUUUAAAAAAAGUGGCUAUUUAAAUAGGCAAUAAUAAUAAUAAAAAAACCAAUAUAAGCCGUUUCAUUAUCAUGUGGAUGUCAAAGAAUCCAAUCGGCUUGAAUCGUUUGCACCUCCUUUGAUUUUUUCAUCAUUCCUCUCCCCCGUCGUCCUACCUCCCUCCCCCUCCUCCCACUAUGGACCAAUCCUAAAAAGUAGCAAAGACUUUCCACCGCUUCACCAUCUUCUUGAAUGGCGUAUGACAUCAUUGAAACAGAAUCUUAAAACAAAAAAGAUCGUUUUUUUUUUUUUUUGGUUUCAUUUCUUUUCUGUGCAGCGUGAUUUACCCAAAAUCUCUCUCUUAUAUAUAUCCUCGCAGAUGAAAAUUUCACUCCCAAACCAAUCAGGAUAUCAUUUUUUUGUUUUCAAUUUUUUGCCCCUUUCUCCCAUUGUUCCCAAUUCAAUUUUUUUUUACAUAACUUUAAGAGCGUGCUUGCUGUAUAUAUAAAAAAAAACAUGUGACUGUGUACUGCGAAUGUACGUGUGAUCUUGUCCCAUUAUUAUCACAUCCGCCAGCGUUUUUCCUCUUUUUUUUUUAUUUCGCUUAAUUCCUCAAUUUGUUUUUGUUGUUCAAUCGCUGCCUGUCCAUGUGAAGCUCAUUGAUUUGAUGCUGUCGUCAUUCGGUUGCCGAUCGAGUCGAAAAAACGGUGAUAUUUCUCUCGAUCACGCGAGACUGACAGUCGAUCAAGUGACACUUGAUGUUGGACAUUGGAGGUCAACCCCAUUUGACCGCAUUCCGAAAAAACGAAAAGACAGACAGACAAUAACAGACUCGAUUUGAAAACGAUUUGACGAGAUGGACGCAGCGACCAGACGUGCGAGUGUUUUGUUUCUUUUCAUUGUUUUUUUUUGUCCUCCUUUUUAAAAAUUCUCUCGUGUUUUCAAGUUCAGAUGCAUUGCGACGACCACCUGUUUUCUUGUAUACAAGUGUACAGUGAAAAAUUGCAUUCUUUAUACAUAAGUCCGUCGAAAAUCA